AUGCCGGUGUGCGGUUCACUGAGUUGGACGGCUGAUCCUCUCAAUGAGAAAGAGCUGGCUUUUCUCAAAAAGGAUGGACAGCAUGAAGUUCGGAUCAACAAGCAACUCUCAACGCUGUGGAGUGCCCGCGAGCUCCUCGCCUUCGCGCAGAGCAGAUCUGCCGAGUUCGACGUCACCAAUGUGAUCACAAACUUGCACCGGGUUGCGAAGUCUGCGGAUCGUUGGCAGGUGAAGAGCGAUCCACGGUUGAAGGACCUUUUCCAGAGAGCGGUCGAGGCCGUGAGUGCGCCUGACGGAGCGUCUGUCCGAGAUAUAGCCAAGAUCCAGUGGGCCAUCGGACGCCUGCAGUUCCGAGAUUUCGCGGUUGAAGAAGGUAUGGCCGAUGCAAUAUUCUCCCGUUUGGAUCAGUUUGAACCUCAAGGCCUUUCCAAUAUUAUUUGGAGCUUUGGCUUUGCACCGCCGUCGGCACUUCUGUUGCAGGGGCUCCUGGAUGCAUUCUCUGCAAAAGUGGUUGAAAGCGACCCGCAGGCACUCAGCAACGUGGUUUGGUCUCUUGCAAAGCUUUCCUGCUGCCGCACUCCACUCCUGCACAGUGUCUCCCGGGUUGCUGUAGCAAAGCUGGAUGCAUUCGAUCCCCAGGGGCUUGCCAACAUUGCUUGGUCCUUUGCCACACUCCAGCACUCAGAUCCCACCUUGUUCUCCGGAAUCUGCGAAGCCUUUUGCUUUGGUGGUGCUGGCUGGGACCCACAAAACGUUUCGAACUUGAUAUGGUCCUGUGCGAAGAUUCAGUUCUCUUCAGAACCUAUGUUGGAUACAGCGGCCGGAGAGGCGACAUCAACGAUUGAUGGUUGGAGCUGCCAGGGCGUUGCGAACCUUCUCUGGGGCUUUGCAAAGCUUGCGUCCGUGAAGGCAGAUCUCUUUGACAAGGGCGCCCAGGUAGUGAAGCAGAAGUUGCGAAGGUUCUCCCCACAAAACUCAGCGAGCGUUGUUUGGGCAUUCGCCAAGCUGUCCCUGCUCACACGAGACCUGCUCGACCUGGUUGCGUCUGACGUCAUGCUCAAACAGGCGGAAUUCAAUCCGCAGCACGCUUCGUCCGUGAUGUGGGCAUGUGGGACUUCCAGCCAUUACCAUGCGAAGCUCUUGAGGGUUCUCAGCAACAAAGCAUCGGACAGGUCCGAGUUCAACUGUCAAGACUUGUCGAACUUUGCAUGGUCUUGUGCCAAGCUGCUGUGGGCAGAUGCUCCGCUCUUGGAAGCCUUGGCUGCGGAUGUUUGUGAGAAAGCCCAAAGCUUUCCUGCACAGAACCUCGCCAUGUCGGUCUGGUCUUUUGGAUGCCUCAGCUUCCGAAAGGAGCCGAUGAUGGCGGCCUUGAUGGCUCACAUGCCGAGCGUGCUCGGGGAGCUAGGACCCCAGGGCUUGGCGAAUGUGGCCAUGGGCUGUGCCAAACAGGUCUUUAAGAGCGAGGUCUUGGAGGAUCUUGCAGCAGCGGCUGCAGCAAACAUGAGGAGCUUCAGCAACCAGGAGUUCUCGAUGCUCCUUUGGUCCAUGGCGAAGUUGGCCCUGAAGAGCUCAGGCUUCAUCCGAGAGUCGGUGGCAGAAACGAAGGCGCGGAGGGAGGCCCUGAAUCCGCAAGAUCUCGCCGUCUUGGCCUGGGCCUUUGCUCAUCUUCAGGGUGGCCGUGAGUCGGAGGAGAUUCUUGAGGCCCUCGCUUGGGAGAUGACGAAGACGAAGAACGUUAGGGAUUUUUCGGCCCAAGAUUUGUCGAAUAUCUCCUGGGCCUACGCGACGGCCUGCCUUGAAAAUGCGGUGAUGAUGAGUGCGAUCUCGAUGGAAGCGAAGCAGAAGAUGGGGAGCUUUCAAGCGCAGGACCUGUCGAACAUGUGCUGGGCUUUUGCCAAGCUCGGUCUCACCGACGAGGGCCUCUUCGAUGCCAUGGCCAGGGCAGUGCAGGAGCGAGUUGCAACACUGCUCCCUCAGAACCUCUCGAUGGUCGCCUGGUCUUUUGCCAAACUCGGCCUGCUGAAUGAGGACAUGAUGGCUGCCAUCGCCAGGGAAGUGCUGCGGAAAAUCGAGGACUUGGACGGCCAGGCAACUGCCAACCUCGUCUGGUCUUGGGCCGUGCUGGGCCUACGCCAACCCUGGCUCCUCGAAGCUUUGAUGCGUCGGGCAUCGGUGCUCAUGGCAGCAUUCAGUCUGAGUGGCCUUGAGAUCGCCAACAUGGCUUGGGGACUUGGCCUCCUCGGCCUUCUGCGAAACCCCUCAGAGCCCUGGCUCUGCCAUGCCGCCAGCUGCUUCCUGGAGACGACUCGGGCCGCGCCUCCGGGAGCUUCCUGGGUGGACUUCGCCAACGUCUGCAAGGCCACUCCCCACGAGACAACUGGGGACCCCUCCCUUGUGGCUGUGGAGGGACGCUUCCGCGAGCGGUUCUUGGAGCCGGUCUUGGAGACCCUGCGGGGCCUCCAGAGAGCGGAGACCUCGGCGGAGGACUUGGAGUCUAAGGCGACCGAUUUGGGGCUCCGCAACUUGGGUCCAACGUACAGCGUGGAAGCCUUGCAAGCACUGGGCUUUCUGGAUGAGUCGGCGCCCGACCACGGCUGGGUGCGCGAGGCGCGGUGGCAAUGUCGGAGUGUGCUGAGAGAAUGGCAGAUCCCCGGUGUGCACAGCAUCGUCGCUUAUGCGAAGUGGAAGGUCGUGCAUCCGAGCGGCGUUGAGUGCGUGCUCCCGGGACGAGUCUUCGUCUCUGAGCCCCAGACUCAUGUAGAGUCCUUGGAGGAGCUGGCGACUUGGCUCAAGCCCUUUGCAGCUUGCGAGCGAUUUGCGGAGAGAAUGGCCUUGCUCGCACUGUUACGCUCCAUGUCUUCAACGCUCGAGCGGCAGCAGCUUGGGGAUUUCGAGGGCCACGUGAAGGUGUACCUCAGCCACGUACCGUCGCUCUGCACUCUUGGCAUGCUUUGCCAACUGUCGAGCCGCUGCCCACGUCUCUCCGUACGCUUUGCCUUCGACGAUGGGUGGCGAAGCUUCUGUGGCCUCCCGCGCUUCGAUUCGCGUCCAGCUCUGGGGCCUUCUCUGAGCGCCAGUCCGCAGUGA
Molecule: messenger RNA, 3087 nt
Organism: Symbiodinium sp. CCMP2592
Lineage: Eukaryota; Dinophyceae; Suessiales; Symbiodiniaceae
Source: the annotation of a GenBank genome assembly